Canis lupus familiaris (dog) is the source of this 1104-nucleotide messenger RNA. Its product is annotated as keratin-associated protein 9-1-like. The transcript has a single exon. The coding region runs from base 166 to 648 and encodes 160 amino acids. Gene Ontology annotation, cellular component: keratin filament. The record is from RefSeq and is a predicted model, not a curated record. NCBI's taxonomy places the organism in Eukaryota, Metazoa, Chordata, Mammalia, Carnivora, Canidae.
CAGUGACUAUGGAAAACGGUAUAAACAAGGGAAGUCCUGCCCAUUGGUCCAUACGUUGGGGUUGAGGGGGUCCAGUGUAUAAAAGCCCCAGAAUGGAAGGAGGCAUCAGUCAGAAUCUGAGAACGUCACCUCAGAACAGAAGCCCACGCCUCCCCCGGCGACACCAUGAGUGAAUCGUGCUGCUCCCCGUGCUGCCAGCCCACGUGCUGCAGGACCACGUGCUGCAGGACCACCUUCUGCGAGCCCAGCUGCUGUGGAUCCAGCUGCUGUGAGCCUUGCUGCUGCCUCCCAACGUGCUGUCACACCACCUGCUGCAGGACCACAUGCUGCAAGCCCACAUGCUGUGUGUCCAGCUGCUGCCAGCCCAGCUGCUGUGGGUCCAGUGGCUGCGGGUCCAGCUGCUGCCAGCCUUGCUGCUGCCGCCCAACGUGCUGUCACACCACCUGCUGCAGGACCACGUGCUGCAAGCCCACAUGCUGUGUGUCCAGCUGCUGCCAGCCCAGCUGCUGUGGGUCCAGUGGCUGCGGGUCCAGCUGCUGCCAGCCUUGCUGCUGCCGCCCAACGUGCUGUCACACCACCUGCUGCAGGACCACCUGCUGCAAGCCCACAUGCUGUGUGUCUAGCUGCUGCCAGCCUUGCUGCUGCUGAGCAACUUGCCAUAGACUCAGCACUCACUGGAGUAUAUAUCCUACGCCAUUUUCCCAAAGUUCCUGUCUUACAAGAAGUUACUCCCUCAGCUUUCCUGGGAACACAUGCUUACACUGCCCCUGUCAUCUUUCUCAACAAUGCUCAUGAGUCUACGGAGGAAAUGCAAUCUACUUCAAUUUGAUUGUAUUCUAGUGUCUCUGGUUUACUAUAGCAAUUGCUGAGCCACAACAUUUGGUCAACCCCAGAUGCUGGUCAACAUCCACUGAUUCACACUCUCAGUCUCCAAAAAGUGAUCAUCACCUUCACUUCUUUCUACAGCAUAUAAACACAUUCUUAUGAGUGCAUAGUUAGCUCUCCGCAGUGACCAGUACUGAUCAUCUGUUUAGAUAGAUGCAUUAGAGUUAGUAAGUCCUGCCAGGUUACUAAACUCCUUGCAAUGGCUUUGAACUUUCUUCC